Molecule: messenger RNA, 213 nt
Organism: Clunio marinus
Lineage: Eukaryota; Metazoa; Arthropoda; Insecta; Diptera; Chironomidae
Source: the annotation of a GenBank genome assembly
AUGAAAGAAGAAUUCGUUCCUUUUCCGCUGAACUCGUGUCAUUACGUCUUCUGUCUGACGUAUCAAUCUAAACUCCUGGUAAUGGAAAAUUUCAAAUUUUCUGCUGUUAUAAAUGACAAGAAAAUUUCUCGAGAAAAACUCUUUGAUGAGAAAAUAAAUUUGCAUCAAGGGGAAAAUAAUUUCACUGAGAAAGGUUCUGUUACCGUUGAUUGA